CGAAUCAAUGAAACUUAUGAAAGCGGCGCUUUGAAGUUGUUUCGCCGCUGCAGUGAUAAAAGCGUCUCGGAUGAAGAAAUGUGACAAGAUUCUCAGCAGACUCCGCGCGACAUCACAUGGCAACAUCAUUCCGCCUGAUCUGAACCCUUUAUAAACACUCGCGAAAGUCUCUCUGUAGGAGGCAACAGGCGACGUGGUAACAGCAAUGAUUUACAUCGCAACCACAGGAUGGAGUUAUUUAUCUGGGAAUGACUGUUAUUUUUAAUGUCAAAGCAGGAGUGAAGGCCCUUAUUGUGAAUGACUGAAGUAAUGGCGUACCGGAUCCUACUUAAUUGGAGAAUCUGGAUGUUGGUUCCACUGGCUCUGGAUCAUCUCACUCAUGCUGAAGAUCUGAAGCCCACCAGAUGGCCUCUUUACACUCAGAAGCCGCUGGUUCUCGUCUGGAACGCCCCGACAGAAGACUGCAGGCCUCGCCACAAAGUCAAUUUCCAGCUUGAUCAGUUUCAGAUCGUGUCGUCUCCUAAUGAGGGCUUCACCAAGCAGAACCUCACCAUCUUCUCCAAAGACCGUCUGGGCUUGUAUCCACACUUUGAGCACGGUAUCGCCAUCAAUGGUGGACUACCGCAGAUUGCCAGCCUCACGCAUCACCAAGAGAAGAUGCCAGAGGGAAUUGAGAAGUACAUUCGUGACCCGUUCGCACGAGGUCUGGCUGUCAUCGACUGGGAUGAGUGGCGUCCACUGUGGAUACGUAAUUGGGAAGCCAAACACAUAUACAAGAACCAGUCACUUCGCUUAGUGACCCAGAAAAACCCGAACUGGAAUUUUAGUCAGAUAAACAGAGUGGCCCAGCAGGAGUUUGAGAUGUCCAGCCGCAAAUUCAUGCUAGAGACGUUGCGGCUGGCCAAAAGCUUGCGUCCCAACCAGCUGUGGGGCUUCUACCUCUUUCCUGACUGCUACAACCACGACUAUCGCAACAGCUUGGAUCACUACACGGGCCGCUGCCCGGAUGUUGAGGUGGCCCGGAACGACCAGCUGAAGUGGCUGUGGACUGAAAGCACAGCCCUGUUUCCUUCAAUAUACAUGGGCUCUGUGUUGCGUUCAACAUCCUUCGGGCGGCAGUUUGUCCGAAACCGGGUGAAAGAGGGAAUGAGAUUGGCAUCAGUGGGAGAGGGACUUGCACGUCCUGUUUUUGUCUACAGCCGCCCUACUUAUGCCAAUGAGCUGGAAUUGCUGACAGAGACAGAUUUGGUGUCCACCAUUGGAGAAAGUGUGGCCCUGGGCGCAGCUGGUAUCGUGCUCUGGGGCGAUGCCACAUAUGCCAGCAGCAAUGCCAGUUGUUCCAGUAUAAACCAGUUCUUGCGGGGUCCACUGGGACGAUACCUCCUCAACGUCUCCACAGCAGCUGAGGAGUGCAGUCACUUCCUGUGCAGUUUCCACGGCCGGUGUCUGCGCAGACAUCCGGACACGGACACGUAUCUCCAUCUUGACCCACAGACGCACACAAUAGUUGGCCAGGGGAGUGAACUGCAUGUGAAGGGAGAAGUGAGCGUGGAAGAGCGACGGCGGAUGAUUGAAGACUUUCAGUGCCAGUGUUAUAGCGGGUAUCAGGGCGAGAGAUGUGACAUUGAGGACCCUCUUCAGCAGCGGGGAGACGGACAUGCACUAAAAGCAAUAUGGAUCCUUCUCAGUCCGUUGCUGCUUCAUUUACUGACAUGAACACACCUCAACUGGCACUGGUUUUCUUGCAUAUGAAAUGUUUCACUGCUUUGUCGCUCCAAAUGCUGUUCUGAAAAGGUCUUUCAUGAAGUCAUGUGGGUGAGCUUGAAAUUGAAACAAAAUUGAAAAACACAGGAAACUCGAAGUUCCUUGGAGUUUAAAUAAGCACUUUUGUUUGUUGCCACACGUUACUCACACACAAUUUGAGUCAGAUGUAGGAUAUUGUGCAACAGGACAAUUUAUGAGAAGACAUUUUAUCCAAAAAUCAGAUAGUUUAGUCUUGAUUUGAGUCAUCGAUCAAACAAUUUGAACAGGUGGACAUCUGUUUAUGUGUCCGUCUGAAUUUAAGGCUUGCGACUAUAAAGAUGCUGGUUAUGUAACACUAGGGUGCAAAUGUCAAAUGUAGUUAAGCAUAUACACAAGUAUGAUUUUAAUAGGUGGAACUAGUGGAUUUGAGCAAGCCUUAAAGGAACAGUUCCACCUGAAAUGAAAAUUCUGUCAUUAUUUACUUAAUAUUAAAGAGGCCAUAUGAUGCUA
Molecule: messenger RNA, 2253 nt
Organism: Ctenopharyngodon idella (grass carp)
Lineage: Eukaryota; Metazoa; Chordata; Actinopteri; Cypriniformes; Xenocyprididae
Gene: hyal2a
Product: hyaluronidase 2a
Exons: 4
Coding region: 298-1716 (472 amino acids)
Biological process (GO): carbohydrate metabolic process; hyaluronan catabolic process
Molecular function (GO): hyaluronoglucuronidase activity; hyalurononglucosaminidase activity
Source: RefSeq, a predicted model, not a curated record